CGUAGGAUUAGAGGCAAUUUAAAGUGAUCUUUUAUCUAUCUGAUUGAAUGUCUAAAGUCAGCAGUUCCAAGUGUACUGGAAUGUAUUUCCCGACAGAGCUAUUAGCAUAUUGUGAAAACCCAGUGAGGCGACUCCCAACAAGACAGUGAUCUAAGUGAACGAGGGGGACAGACAAAAGUACCAUAGUCUGACCGAGCCUUACCCCUACACAGGGACUGAACCACACCUGACCGCACCUCUACACCGAAUACCUGGACACCCCCGACUACAGGACAGCCUGGAUUACAUGUGUUGUGUUUGUCAGUCAGUGUUCUGCCAAAGCGUUACCAGUCUUAGUUAAUGUUUGUAGUGGAGUUUAUAGGAGAUUAACAGGGCCGGUCAGUUCUUUGUGAGCCUGCAGACUGUCCACCACAGACAGUGCUGAACUCUAGACAUAUUGUUGACAUUGGACUUUACAACGAGGACAUGCACAAUCCUGCACUAUAGACUUCAACAUUACUCCAUUCUGAUGUCCCACUAUUGAAGGAUUAUAAAAGUAUUCCUACUUAGAGUAACAGUAUCAUGGAGACGUCGGAGCAGACUGAGUUGGUGAUCCCACGCCAGUUCCUGUGCUGCAAGCUGUGUGAUGAUGACCUUAAGAAACCAAAGUACUUGCCAUGUCUUCACACCUUCUGUCUCAAAUGUAUGGAAGAGCACAUACAGGCCAACACUGACAGUGAGGGUUAUUUCCCCUGUCCAACCUGUGCCACAGAAACCACACUCUCCUCAGAGAGUGUUGACAAUCUACCGAGCAACAUUUUAGCAAUGCGCCUGUUGAAUCCUGUGACUGAACAGACGACAUGUGAGACGCUGUGUACUACCUGUAAAAACAGUGGAAACUUUGUGGAUGCCGAGUCUCACUGUUUGACAUGUGACAACUUCCUGUGUAAAUCAUGUUCCGACUCUCAUGAUUCACAGGACGAAACCUCAGCACACAAGACACAAUCUAUGGACGAUUACAACAGGAGAACACCCUCCAAUCCUAAACAAGGGGAGAUAAUUCCAACAUGUUGUAGUGGCUACGACCCAAUAGACAUUGGGGCCCUGUUCUGUGUCGACUGUGACAUGUCAAUCUGUGCUGACUGUCACAUAGCCAGUCAUGGAGAACACAGGUGCACAGAACUUAUGGCUGUAGCUGGCAACUUUGAACAGAAAAUUCAGGAGCCUCUUUCUGAACUAGACAAUGAUCAUGAGGUCUUGAGGGGGACACUGAGAAAUUUGGACAAAACCCAGGCGACAGCUGAGAAGCUGCAAAAGAGCCUAAAGGACAAUGUCAAGAGGAGGACCCAGGUUCUGUGCGACUUAAUACAAAACUACGAACGUCUGCUCCUCGAAGAGAUCGGAAAAAGGCAUCAGCAGCAGAUGCAGGAAAUAAAGAAUCAGAGGUAUGAUAUAAAAACUCACUUGUCGGCCAUUAAAGGUGUGAGGGACUUCACUGAAACUCUCAAGAAUUAUGGAACAUACGAAGAAAAAGUUUUCAUGAGAAAGAAAGUUGGAUUUCGUAUCCGUGAACUUUGUGAGGAACCAUUACUACCUGAAACUAAGGAGAUCCAAGAUUUAAAGCUGACAGAGCCUCACGCUACUGUUGAAACUAUCUGUGAUAUGUUUGGGGAGCUCAAGGAAGUUGGUGCCCCAGAAACAAAAACACCUGGUUUUGAAGACUCUCUGUCUGCAAGUUACAACUUAUCACAUGCCGUAGACUCUGGCCACGGAAGUGACAAUGACCCAGAGCUGGUGGAAAUAAUGAACUCCGCCAUCGCCAGUGGUAUGCUGAGUCAGUCACAGAGCGAGUCGGACACCGACAUGCUUGGGGUCAGUAAUACCUCAGAAAACAUGCGCAAUGUUAAAUUUAGUGAACAGGUCACUGAAUCAGAGUACGAAACUGACUUAGGGUACAACCUUGAAAACCCCAAACGUGAAUUUGCCCUUCCCCCUGGAAUACAGCGGGAAUGUUUCAAGGGUAUGGGGGUCAACAACAAUGGGGACAUAAUCAUCGGGACGACUUGUAAGGACCGCCAAAGUAUCUACGUGCUGGAAAAACAUGGCAUCCUUCGAGGACAAGUACCUGUGGAGAAUGGAUGGAAUAUCCACUCGGUGUCUAGUGAUGGCAAGGUGGCCCUCACUGUGCCAAGGGGAGACAAUCGUUUCAAAGUCAGGGUGCUCACAAAUGAUGGUUCUGGUCAUGCCUUAAAUGAUUCUCACGUUGAAAGCUUUGGAUUAAAUUUUGUGACAGCUGAUAAGAAUGGCAGAUUAAUGAUAACAUCCAACCGCUACGCACAGAUUCGCAAGAGUCACGGAAAAUCUGCAAAGUCGGGUGGAAAUGUUGCAGUGUUUGAACAAGACGGCCACCUGUUGACCCGGAUCACAAAUGAUGACUUUCAGGAGGCAGGUAUGUACCUACUGGAGAAGCCACAGUGUAUCGUGUGUGAUGAUAAACGCAGCAAGUUUUACCUGGCCGACUCAGGUAGCCACUCCGUCAUCAGCUUUGACCAGGACGGACAGCUGGUGUUUCAAUAUGGGAACACUGACACUGAGGAAGAAGUGUACCAGGGGCCCGACAUGGUUGCCUUCGACAAGUAUGGCAACGUCAUUGUCACCGACAAACGUGAAGGUCGCAUUGAUAUUCUCAGCUCAAAAGGAGAUCUGAAAAAGUCAUACUUCAUGGAUGAUAUUCCUCGAUUUGUUGGAGCAACCCCAGACAAACUUCUUAUGACAGCCAUGACAGACGGCAGUGUGAAGUUCUAUGAAUAUCUCUGACUUGUUAAGUCUCCUACU
Messenger RNA from Mizuhopecten yessoensis (Yesso scallop), 2814 nucleotides. RefSeq names its product E3 ubiquitin-protein ligase TRIM56-like. Gene Ontology annotation, cellular component: nucleoplasm; chromatin. The record is from RefSeq and is a predicted model, not a curated record. NCBI's taxonomy places the organism in Eukaryota, Metazoa, Mollusca, Bivalvia, Pectinida, Pectinidae. Bases 562 to 2796 code for a protein of 744 amino acids. Gene Ontology annotation, molecular function: zinc ion binding; ubiquitin-protein transferase activity. Gene Ontology annotation, biological process: positive regulation of DNA-templated transcription. The transcript is spliced from 2 exons.